Molecule: messenger RNA, 1176 nt
Organism: Gloeophyllum trabeum ATCC 11539
Lineage: Eukaryota; Fungi; Basidiomycota; Agaricomycetes; Gloeophyllales; Gloeophyllaceae
Product: DNA breaking-rejoining enzyme
Exons: 1
Coding region: 1-1176 (391 amino acids)
Biological process (GO): DNA integration; DNA recombination
Molecular function (GO): DNA binding
Source: RefSeq, a predicted model, not a curated record
AUGGCUCCGGAGGUCACACGACUGGGCCAGCUGCAGCUGCGUCCGUCCCCACUGAGACCGGACUGCCGGGCGGAGCAACGACUGUUCCUCUGGCGAGGGGUGAAUACUCCCCCGUCUUCAACCAUAGAUAACCCUGUCAUCCGCCAUUUAGCCAGUGUGGCAUCUCACGCCUCACUACGAGACACCGCCAGCUACGGGUCCGGUCUUCGUAAGUUUCAUCUAUUUUGUGAUAUCUUCUCAAUCCCCGAGGCCCAUCGCCUUCCUGCCACUUACCCCGUCCUCCACUCAUUCGUCUUGUGGGCAGUAACUGACCCUGAUCCGCUUGAUCCGGCACUCGCGACCGGAACACCUUUCGAGCCGGUCUCUUGCAUUGUAGCAAGGAAAUACCUAUCGGCAGUACGGGCAUGGCAUCUCGCGCAAGGGUGGCCCCCACCGCUCUCUGACGAAGACAACGUGCGGAUUAACUGGUCUCUGCGCGGUCUCGCGAACAUCCAGCAGUCCCGGCGAUCUCGACCGCCCCGCCCACCAGUCACUCUGCCCAUGCUGGUAGCACUCAAGGCUACUCUGGACUUAUCCGACCCAUUCGACGCGUGUAUAUGGGCGAUGUCGUCGUGCGCGUUCUACGGUAUGAUGCGCUUCGGCGAAGUCUCAGUUGCUUCCCGAUCAGCGUUCGACGGCUCAUUACACCUCAAGCGGCGCGAUGUGCAGUUUGGCAGUGACCUGCACUCGCAACCUUAUGCUAAGCUGAGCUUACCAUCCGCAAAGACCGCAAAGCCUGGUGAGGUGCAACAGGUCUUUGUUAACGAGCAAGGUGAUUCGUGCCCGCUGGAGGCACUCCGCAAUCUGGCAGCCAUCGUUCCCGCAUCUGCGGAUGAUCCUUUGUUCAGCUGGCGCGACCGCAAUGGCGACAUCCGCCCCAUGACCAAGAACGCUGCCCUCAAACGCGUCAACGCUAUCUUCCUGGCGUGGGGAUGGGGAACAGCAUAUGGCCAUUCAUUCCGGAUCGGUGGGGCCUCUUACUUCCUGGCUAAGAAAGUUGACCCGGAGAUCGUGCGUCUCGCCGGGCGUUGGCGUUCGCUCGCUUACGAGGCCUAUAUUCGCGCCUUCGAACAAAUCUCGUCGAAACACCUAGCCAACAUCGAAGCCACUGACGCAGCGACGUCUCGGGUUGGGUAG